AUGAGGGAGGUAGCUCCGUUCACUUCCAGUCUUCUUCUAGCCCCGCCCUUCGUGUUUCCCGCACACUGUGACGCUCUCUUCUCCUCACUGCGAGGACUCAAGGAGGAGGGACUCCUGCUGGACUGCGCUUUAAAACUCCUGGGAAAGUCCCACACGGCUCACCGACUGGUGCUCGCUGCUGUCAGUCACGCGGCGGAGGCGUGGCUGGUAUCCGGGGAGGCGGGGCUUAAGCAAGUGGAGCUGGACGGAGGACAGGUGACCCCUGCAGGACUGAAGGCUGUACUGGACUUCGGCUACAGCGGAGAAGUGACCGGAGGAAAGGACGACGAGAUACUGGGGGCCUGCGGGUGUUUAGAGGCGGAAAGACUCGAGAGACUGUGCGUGGAAGGCGCUGCGGUCAGCGGGAGCGAAGAGAGGGAGAGAAGCCUGAGGCACAUCCGGACUCUGUGGGAGAGGAACGCCGGCUGUGACGUCAUCCUGCAGACAGACGCGGGAGACCGUUUCCCGGCCCACCGCGUCAUAUUAGCAGCAGGCGCGGACUACUUUCGCGCCAUGCUCUGCGGAGGGUUACGGGAGUCCCGCGAGGGCGUGGUGCGGCUGCGCGGCGUGACGUCACGGGCGCUGCGCGAGCUGCUGGGCUUCGUUUACUCCGGGCGUCUGCAGCUGAGCCGCGGGUCCGUGUGGGAGCUGACGGAAGCCGCUUCGCUCUUCCAGCUGCAGGGGGCGCUGGCGCUGUGCUUAAACUUUCUGCAGGACACCAUGGAUGAAACCUCUUGCCUGGAUGUUCUGGCCUUGGCUGAAGCUUACUGCCUGGAGGAUCUGGGCGGGCGGGCCGAGGAGUAUUUUUUAGCCCACUUUCAGAGGGUCGCCGACGGGGAGAAGUUCAAGGAUCUGCCCUGCGUCCAGCUGCAGCGUCUGCUGGAGAGAGAUGCGCUCAACGCAGACAGCGAGCUGGCCGUGUUCAGAGCUGUGGUGAACUGGGUGGAGGAUGAUGAAGAGCGGAGACUGUCUCAUCUCUCAGGACUGAUGCAGAGCGUUCGGUUCUCUCUCAUGAGACCGGAGGAGCUGCAGGAGGUGCAGGACUGUAAGCUGCUGCUCAAGAGUUCAGCGCUGGAAACUCUAAACAAUCUCCUGCAUGAUGAUCUGAGAACAACAGACUGUAAGCCUCGAACACCGAACCAGGUUUUGGUGCUUGUUGGAGGAGAUUGUGUGAAUGAGGAUUUUGAGCGUCGAGAGCCCAACCUGUGCCUGUGGUUUGCCCGGCGCUUCGUUCGCGGAGAGGGACUCAUCCGAAAAAUUGAGUGGAGCCCUUUAGCGCAGCUCCCUGAGCCGCCGCGCUUCCGCCACUGUGUGUGUGUCCUCAACAACACACUCUACAUCCGGGGCAGGAAAUACUACGGUGCCCUGGACAUCCUGAAGAGUGCGCUAAAAUUCGAUCCAGCUCAGGGCAGAUGGGAACGUCUUCCUGACAUGUCCAGACCCAGGGAUUACUUCGCCGCUGUGUGUCACAGAGGGCAGGUGUUUGUUUUGGGCGGGAACUGUGAUGACGUGAACUAUCUGGACUCAGUGGAGUGUUACGCACCCGAGGACAACACCUGGAGGUCGUGUCAUCCUCUGGACGCUGCUGUCUGUGGUCACGCCGCGGCGGUGUUGAACGGAGAGAUGUUUGUGUCUGGAGGCUGUGACUCCGGCCUGCGCUGCUCUCCGUGUCUGUGGAUCUACGACCCGGCGCGCGGCUGCUCGAACCGAUCUCCCAUGACAGCGGGGGCGGGACGGGCGGGGCACGUGAUGCUGGUUUCAGGACAGCGAUUGGUCGUGGCUGGGGGGUUACAGCCAGCGUGGGCGGGGUUUGGAGACCAGCUGCAGUGUGAGUGGUAUGAUCCCGUUCGUGACUCCUGGUCGUCUUUCCCCGGUCUGCCCCGAGCUCACCUCUCACCGGGGGCGGCCGCUCUCGACGGACAGCUGUAUGUUUUGGGAGGGUCUUCGGCUGAUUCGGCUCGUGAUACACCGUGGGUGCACCGUUACGAUCCACAGGGAAAGUGCUGGGAGAAACUGGGAGCAAUGCCACGACCUUACGCUGAUCUCGCCGCAUGCGCUUUACAGCUCUGUCUGAAGAACUGA
Molecule: messenger RNA, 2121 nt
Organism: Puntigrus tetrazona (Sumatra barb)
Lineage: Eukaryota; Metazoa; Chordata; Actinopteri; Cypriniformes; Cyprinidae
Product: kelch-like protein 33
Molecular function (GO): protein binding
Source: RefSeq, a predicted model, not a curated record